CCAGGGACUGAAGAUCCAACCCAUCGGUGGAAAUAUCGCCCGCAUCGUCAUGUGCGGGUUCAUGAAAGCUGGUGACCCGACGAUGACCUGCGGGAUCUACACGACAAAGACAUACGAUCUCAUCCGACAUCGUGUUGCACACUUGUACUAUGAGUGCCUCGUCUCAGAACUCGACGAGAUCCCCCCUGGGGGAGGCCUUGUCUUUGGCGGGUUCCAUGUCGAGCUCCCGACCUGCCCCACCUGCGGAAAGACCUUUACGCGAUACGACAGCUUGCAACGACAUGGGAAGCGCACGGACACUGCCUGCUUCGCGCCCAACUUUGAACGCUACUCGGGCGAGCGCGAGAACAAAGUACGCCGAUUAGAGAUCCUCCGUCGUGAACUGGAGAAAAAUGUCGGCAUGCAGUACUGGAUUAAUACCCCUCAGCCGCUACCCAAGACCGUCAAAGCCAAAGUCGGUAUCCGGAAUGGCGGCCCUGGGCUGGGGAGCUGCGUGCUGGAAAUCCUCAGUGUCGAGGAGACCUAUGCACCGCGAUACGAGUUUACGACGGUGAAGGACGGAAAGGAACUUCAGGUCAGGCUGCUGGAUCAUAAUGAACCGGGAGGGAUACCGUUCUAUCGACCGAUGAAGGGGAGUUACGACCCUAACCCGAACGGAAAGGGGUUGGUCCUUCCGCCGGCGGAUGCGUGAGACACGACGUGGAUUUCUUGGAUCAUGUUUUGACGGAUGGACAAUGCGUGGACGAGAAUGUCUUGGAUGAUGUCUGAACGCAUUUGGAUACGAUUGAGAAUGGACCUGGGCAGUUUUUCCCAAAAUCGCCAGGGUACACCGCUGGCAACGGUAAGCUUCUUGCAUGUUCGCACAUAUGGCGAUUGUUACGACAUUUUUUGUAUAUACAUGGAUACAUCGACACAAGCCUCUGUGAGAAUAAG
Dacryopinax primogenitus is the source of this 933-nucleotide messenger RNA. RefSeq lists its product as uncharacterized. The record is from RefSeq and is a predicted model, not a curated record. The transcript has a single exon. Lineage: Eukaryota; Fungi; Basidiomycota; Dacrymycetes; Dacrymycetales; Dacrymycetaceae. The coding region runs from base 50 to 691 and encodes 213 amino acids.